This is a messenger RNA of Physella acuta, 2397 nucleotides long. RefSeq names its product chitotriosidase-1. The record is from RefSeq and is a predicted model, not a curated record. Lineage: Eukaryota; Metazoa; Mollusca; Gastropoda; Physidae. Gene Ontology annotation, cellular component: extracellular region. Gene Ontology annotation, molecular function: chitinase activity; chitin binding. Gene Ontology annotation, biological process: carbohydrate metabolic process; chitin catabolic process.
CCUUGCUCAAACGGCGCUCUAUUCGCGUCUGCGAAGAUGGGAUUGUGUCUCUUGGUGUAAAAGUUUGUGUAUUGUUGCUGACUUCCCGGUGGUUCGCUUGUUGAUAACGAGAUCUUUGCAUUGAGUUAACAUGUGGCGACAACCCAAACAAGUUUUUUGUCUGGUGACAAUUCUUCUCUCCCUUGGACCGAUCGUUUAUGGCAAGCACAUCUUCUGUUACUACAGUAGUUUCGCCUACAAACGUCACGGCCUGGGCAACUUUCUACCUGAGGACAUCAACCCCUACCUUUGCACCCACAUCAUCUACGCCUUUGUCGACAUCAGCAAGGAUGGAUCUGACCUUCGACCUUUGAACAGAAAUGACCUGGGAACCAACGGCCUGUACGAGCGGACCCUGGCCCUGAAGGAGAAGAACCCAGCUCUCAAGAUUCUCCUAGCAGUCGGGGGUUGGAAGAUAGGCUCAGAACCAUUCCUUCCCAUGAUGCAAAGCGAAGAGACCCGAGCUAGAUGGAUCCAAAAUGUCGUGAAAUACUUAAGAAAACAUGGUUUUGAUGGCUUUGACAUGGACUGGGAAUUCCCCGCCACCAGAGGGAGCCCUCCCGAGGAUAAAUAUAGAUUUACUUUGCUUAUGAAGGGUCUGUAUGAGGCGUUUGCUGAAGAAAGCAAAAAAUCGGGGAAAGAGAAACUUCUCCUUACCAUAGCAGCGGCUUCUGGAACUUUCUACAUCGACCAGAGCUACGAGCCCCGCAAGAUCAUCAACUACAUCGAUUUCAUGUUUCUGAUGACCUACAACUACCACGGUCAGUGGGAGAAGAUCACAGGUCACCACAGUGGACUGUACCCCCACAAGAAUGACCCCAAGACAGGCGAGAAGGCCCAGCUCUACCAGGACUGGUCGAUUGACUACUGGCUGGACGUGGGCAUUUCUAAGGACAAGCUCGUGGUGGGCAUCCCCACAUACGGCAUGUCCUUCACCUUGGCUAAUCCGACAGAAAAUGGGGUCAAGGCUCCGGCAGCAGGCGGCGGACGACCGGGGGACUACACCAAGGAAACGGGCAUCUUGUCCUACUACGAGAUCUGCAUGAACAUCCGGGACAAGAGCUGGCGUACGGAGUGGAUCGACGAGCAGGCAGUGCCGUACACGUACAGCGGUGACCAGUGGGCGGGGUACGAGGACAGGCAGAGUAUCGCCCUCAAGGCCAACAACAUACUGAAGCGAGAUCUUGCUGGCGCCUUCGUCUGGUCUGUAGAGAUGGACGACUUUGGUGGGGUCUGUGGAGAGGGGGAGUAUCCACUGCUGUCUACAAUAUCUGACUCUCUGGGGGGAGCAUCAGUGGCCCGGGCCGCUGCCGGCCACCCAGAGUUCCGACGGAUCCCCCGCCCCACCCAGCAGUUAAAAAUCGACAUGGACGACGAGUCGGACACACCCAAAGAGGAACCCAAGAAAACUAAAAUCACACCCUGGAAGAAAGGAAAGAAGAUAACCUCAGAGGCAACCACCACAACCACCACCACAACCACAGCAGCGCCGGCCCCUGAAGACGUGACCACGGAGGUCAAAGAGCGUUUCAAGGUCAGGUGGUGGUCAGGCUCCCUGACCCGCCGAACCCCCAAACCCCCGACCGUGGGGACAAAAACCACACCCACGGAGGCUCAAACCACAGUCAAACCACAAGUUCCGUUACCGGCGAAGAAGAAAAUUCUGAGGAAGAAAAAAAUCCAAGCGAAAAACAUCAAUGAAGCGGCGUCAAGCAGUAAAGUCAACGAGAACUCACUAGACGAGGCCAGCCCCACCGUACCUUGGUGGUCCCAGCCCUCACACAAGCAGGACCACGGCCACCAGGACCACCACGAGCCCGGCGAGAGGUCAAAUGUCAAGCCAUCCCUCCAGCGCAGCCUGCGCCCCAGGGGUCGCAUGCCCCCCAGAGCACCCAGACCAGAGAGACACAAUGUGGAGUCCCAGUCCCAGCCCGCGGCGGGGCAUGGCAGGCGAGACCAGGACAAAGCUCCUUCAGCAGCGAGAUACGAGAUUUGCCGGGACAGGGGAGUGGGCACGUUCGUUGACCCCGUCUCCUGUGACAGCUUCAUCAUUUGCAUGCCCGGGAACUGGCAGGACCGACCCCCGCACGUGAUGUCAUGCCCGCCAGGCACCAAGUUUGACGACAACCUCAAAAUCUGCAACUACGCCGACAGUGUCAUCUGUAGUUCCUAACACAACACACCGCAAAUCUAGAACCAGAUAAAACUGGGACGGAAAAUUGGUCAGCCUUGCCAGAAAGGGAUUUGUAAGCUAAAUUCAAAUUGGGCUGGUUGCAUGAAACCAAAAGUACCAUUUGAAGACGCCAAUCAUAGGCGGAAACCAUUUUGUCAAAGCUAAAAAUAAACCAUAUUUGUAUU